This is a messenger RNA of Sabethes cyaneus, 1644 nucleotides long. RefSeq names its product cytochrome P450 4c21-like. The transcript has 7 exons. Gene Ontology annotation, molecular function: iron ion binding; monooxygenase activity; heme binding. The record is from RefSeq and is a predicted model, not a curated record. NCBI's taxonomy places the organism in Eukaryota, Metazoa, Arthropoda, Insecta, Diptera, Culicidae. Bases 1 to 1644 code for a protein of 547 amino acids.
AUGUCUUUCGCAAAGAAUUUACCAACCGUGCAGCCAUACUAUCCACUCGUCGGAAACGCAUUGUCGGUACUGUGGAAAACCAACGAGGAGCAGUUCGAUUACCUAUAUAAUGCGUUGAGUCAUCCUGCCAAACUGUUUACUAUUUGGUUAGGCGUUUUUCCGUUCAUUAGCACCAAUGAUCCGGUUAUUAUUCAGAAAAUACUCACACAUCCGCAUGGUAUACAGAAGCCAUACUUUUUCGAUUUCUUCAAGUUAGAAUUUAGUGUUCUUAUAGCACAACCUAGUCUGUGGAAAACUCAGCGUAAAGCACUAAAUCCGUCAUUCAACCAAAAGAUUUUAAACGGAUUCAUUCCCAUUUUUGACCGCUGCGCACAAAGCUUAGUUAAAGAUCUAUUGCAGAGUCCGGAAGGUGAACAAAUCCUAGUAACAAAUUUAAUGACUCGGUGUGCCCUGGCGAUGGUUUGUGCCACUACAAUUGGUUCUGACAUCAAUGAAGACCCAGAUGCAGAAAAAUUUGCUUACUUGAUGAAUGGUAUAAUAGAGUUCGCAUCGAAACGUUUUCUGAAUCUUGUUUUAUACAUUGAAUCUAUCUACCGACUGACGAAGGAUUUUAAAAUGGAAGAAGCCAUGCGAGAAGAAGCUUUAAAAUUUAUCGAUAAGGUGUUUCAGAAUGCCUUGAUUAAGAGAGCGGAACGUUCAAAGAUCUUUGAGGGUGGCGACCAGGACGAUUAUCGGAAACCAAAAAUUUUUAUAGACCAAUUGUUAGAUCUUCACGAUCAGCAGAUUCUUAGUGACAUUGAGCUACAUCAUAAUGUUUGCAUAAUGAUUAUUGUGGGUAGUGACACUACUGGAACUACAAUGGGAUUCAUCGCACAGUUGUUUGGUAUUUACCCACAUCUUCAAGAAAAAGUAUACCAGGAAAUUAAAGGGACAUUUCCGUCGGAUAGCGAACUUGACUUUACUCCCGAGAGAUUGGCACAGCUGCAAUACACAGAAAUGUUUAUUAAAGAAAGCCUUAGACAUUUUCCAGUAGCCCCGAUUAUGUUGCGACAAACAACGGGCGAUAUCGAACUGGAUGAUACCACAAUUCCCACUGGUACCUUACUUCAAAUGAGUAUUUAUAAUUUGCAUCGACGAAAGGAUCUUUGGGGACCUGAUGCGGAAGAUUUUAAUCCGGAAAAUUUCUCUGAAAAAUGCAUCAAGGGUCGGCGUCCAUUUGCAUAUAUUCCAUUUGGUGGCGGUAACCGGAACUGUAUCGGCAAUCGAUACGCUAUGAUUAGCAUGAAAAUAAUGGUCGUGCACUUGCUGAUAAACUUUAGAUUUAAAAGUGACUUGUGUCUUAAGGACUUGCGAUUGAAGUUCAAUGCUAUGCUGAAAUUUUCUAAAGAACCGGGCUUACUUUUGGAACGUCGUGUAACACUGCCGGUAUUCACAACGAACGAGAAGAGAAAAGGACAGCGAAUGACGCAUCGACACAAUUCGGACGAAAUUCUCCCGGCGCACGCUAUCCUGCCGGUCGACACGUGGAUCGCCCAACAUCCACAUACUGAAGCAUCGGACGGACCGGAGUCCUCCGGUGAGGCUAGUGGCCGUUCCCGGUUGAGUAUUCCCGGAAAGCAGCUAAAAAAUCAUCCAGCAUCGUAA